UGCGUAGGUGGUGCGCGAGAGUGCGUCUGUGCGUGCGUUUGUACUCGCCUACUGUGAUCUGCGUUAUGGCUUCGCGUGAGGGCUUCCGACGUCUACUCUAACUCCUGGGGAUCAUGCCAGCUAAUCUGUAACGCGGAAGAACCUCGUCGUCUCUUCAAGCAGUCGGAAGCUCUGAAAAGCCUCGAUGCAUCCGUGAUCCGGAGCGUAGAGCGGCAGUCAGUUGUAAAAUGGCGGAUCAGCAACGCGGGAUUCCACGGAUAAAUCCCCCCCGCGAUAUCCAUGGUCGUUCUUCUCAGAGAGAGCAGCUGAGGCUCACUUUCGGGAACGGUUCCAAGAAACACCUGGGCAAUGCCAGCAAGCUGCCGUCCAGUAUACCGGGAUUUAACUACCCCGUGCGAACUGAGCGAGUAUGGCUACCACCGAAAAUUCACUCAUCCGGAAAGCUCAAGAUCUCUCCUGAAGAGGAGUACGAUUUCACGGCCGAUGAUCUGAUGGACCUCGGUGAGAUUGGCCGAGGUGCAUUCGGCACCGUCAACAAGAUGGUCCACCAGAAAAGCAAGCUGGAAAUGGCCGUCAAGCGCAUUCGUUCCACGGUUGAUGAGAAGGAGCAGAAGCAGCUGCUGAUGGAUCUCGAGGUUGUGAUGAAAAGCAAUGACUGCCCCUACAUUGUCCAGUUCUAUGGGGCCAUCUUCAAGGAGGGUGAUUGCUGGAUCUGCAUGGAGAUAAUGGACACGUCACUGGAUAAGUUCUACAAGUUUGUCUACGAAAAACAGCACCAGCGCAUACCCGAAGCCAUUCUGGGAAAGAUCACAGUUGCUACUGUGAAAGCCCUGAAUUACCUCAAGGAUAAGCUGAACAUCAUCCACAGAGAUGUAAAGCCAAGUAACAUUUUGCUGGACCGGCGAGGCAACAUCAAGCUCUGUGACUUUGGCAUCAGCGGCCAGCUGGUGGACUCCAUUGCCAAAACACGAGAUGCUGGCUGUCGGCCGUACAUGGCGCCUGAGCGCAUAGAUCCUUCCAGUGCCAUUGGAUACGACGUCCGGUCUGAUGUAUGGAGCCUAGGAAUAACCUUGAUUGAGGUGGCCACGGGGCGGUUCCCGUACCCAAAGUGGAACAGCGUCUUCGAGCAGCUGACCCAAGUUGUGCAGGGGGACCCGCCGCAGCUUAGCCCUAACGAGAACGGAAACUGCUUCACCGCCGAGUUCGUCGACUUCGUCAACACCUGUCUCACCAAGACUGCUCACACACGUCCCAAGUACAAGCAGCUUCUGGAUCACGAUUUCAUCAGGCGUGCCGAGAGGGACACAGUGGAUGUUGCGUUCUACAUCAGCAGCAUCUUCGGCAAAAUGAAUGGCAUGUCUCCCUGAUGCCAGAUCCCCGAGGGCUUCCCAAACACUCUUCACAAACUGCUGACGCGGUUUUUUCCCCGCGCGCGUGCAGCCGAUGCUGAAUGUCACCAACCAACAACCAGGGUUGCCAAAGGGCCGGCUCUUUCUCUUGUUCAGUAUAAUAGCCUGUUGUGAUGAUGAUACCCACGUAGGUAUGGCUCCAGUGUUGCCAGUCAUGGAACUUCUCUCUCGGCUAAUGUGGAGCUCUGCUAAGCUGAGUGGUGUGGUGGAUGUACAUGUGUAUGGUAAGAGCACUGACUUUCAGUUGCUUGAAAGCUGUUGUCAAAACAAAGCAAGAGACUAUGGCUAGUGGAUGUGCUGUAUCUGGAAUGCAACUGCAGUCUGGGACACAUCUUAACCGUGAAAUAGCACUAGCAUGCAGCAUAUUGAAAGUUAUCUGGAGUGUUCGUGAAUUGUCCUGUACAUUUUUGGAGUUGGCAUCUGUUGCCGUGGGCUAUAAAUGUGCUUGGUUGCCGUGAAAACUGCCUACAGAACAGCUGUCUUUUCAGUACUCGUUGCUAGGUGCUCUCCGACUACGCCGCAGAACCGAAUUCCUUCUCCAAAAUGUUUAUUAUGCUCUCUGAAAUGUUAUUACACUCUUUCAUUGCCUUCCUGUCGUGUCUUUUGGAACUGCGUUCUUUAGGUCGCCACUUCUGUUGCACAUCUGGAUAGAAGUGCAUAACAAAAGCUACAGUGGUGUUAUCUGAAUAACCUUAAAAGAACAUUUAGCCCGUGCCAUUGUCUAGUUGGCUUGCCGGGAUGUUUUGUGGCUCUCGGGCAGAAAGUCUGUGGCACACGAUUGUGGCUAAUCUUUUUGCCUAGCCGUGGCUGGACGAGAGGGAAGACGUGAUACGUGCAAUUAAACGGCCUGAAUUUCAGGGUUAGUUCUGACCGGCCAUUGUAGACAGGUCGUGGCACUGUCAGCCCAGCUAUUUCGUUUGAAACGACUAGACUGGGCGAUUUCACCGCACACGGUUAAAUGAGUGAUGUUUGUGUGUACUGGUUAGCUUUACCUUUAUCGUUGACAUCUGAAAGGAAUAAGGGGUGCUGCUGGAUGCCCCCCCGCUUCUCAUUAUAUUCUUGGGCUCGUGGGUCUGAAUAGCAAUAGUGGUUUGUUAGGAAUCUUUGACUAACGAAAGUUUGGCAGCAACAUUUAAGCACAUAGUAUAAGAGCACUGUGCAAACCUUGCACCUGACUCGUCCGCUGUACUUUUAUUGGCUAAUAUUUGAUGCAUUAUUGGUAUUCGUGGGCUUGUGACGUGUCCACUCUAGUCCAGCAGCACAGACUGCUGAGCCAGUUCGCUAUCCAUGAGCAAGCACUUAAAGGGUAUAACACAAAAAAAGACAAACACAGAAAAGAGAAGUGCCUGUCCGUUGUCUGUUUCCCUUUUCUGUGUUCGUAGUCUUUUUUUUAGCACAAUACUCUUUUAGUGUUCACUGUAGUUCCACCGUGGCUUGACAAACCAGGCAAACAAAUAUGCCGAGUGCUUUACUGAACUACUUCAUUAGUUUUUGCUGCAAAAUGUGGGUGAGAAUAAACCACCAGUGAGCAUUAAAUCUAGUUUAAUGGCUGUCAGAAUAAAAAUAUGAAUCACUCUGUCUUGUUCAUGCAAGACUAAAUAAGCAUGGUGUAACGGAGAAUGAAAGAGCGUUUCAGUGUUUUAAUGACGCUUGCAAGGUACUAGAACACAGCUUUGUAAAUAUGCCAACCAGUGAUUGGUUUAACGGAACAGUCUGUUGCUACACGAGAGGGAUAGCCAAGCUUCAUGACUGGCAAGACCUGGAGCGACGAGGUUUUGCGAGAACUCUAAACUUCGGUGCCGCACUCCUCUCAGUAAAGUUCCUUGACACUAGUUUCAGCUACUGAGACAGCAGCUGAGAGCAUUUGUAUGCAGCUGCUUGGAGGUCCACACCAAGUGCUGAUGUGGGUGCAUUGAAUAUGCUCCAGCGUGUUGCUGCAUACCAGAUGAGGCCGUUCUCUUGUCUCGGUGCUUAUAAGUUCUUGAUGAGGGUUCAAACACAAGUCUUUCAUUUCUAUAUUUCUGUUUUUCUUAUUAAGGACUGUCUUAUUUUUUAAACCCUUUGUAAGUGAGUGAGUGAAUAGCACAGCUAUUACUGUUGUGGUAAGUGCAGUGUGGGUGAUGCCCACUUAUGCACAUCUUUGGAUGAUUUUUUUUUUCUGUAAUUCAUUUACACAAGUUAACUGUGUGCCACUUCACUUAAUAGGGGGCACUGACCAGUUUUGCUGAUUUUUGGCGUGAUUUGUUGGAUGGAUACUGAAUGUUCAAUCUGUUGCUGACAUUGUGAGGCAGUGAUAAGUGGCUUUGCUCAGACCUUCUCUUUUUUAAGUACAGUAUUCUAUAGUUCAACUAAGCCAGUGAAUGGGUUGCUGUCCCGCCUCCGAUUCCAAGCAAGCUGCUGGAAUUUUGCCACCCGGUCUACAAAAUACAAAGUGCGGCCAUUAUGUACAUAUUGUACAUAGACACACUCUUAAUAGCUUUCCAGGCUUUUCACAUCCUGUGAGAUUUUACAGAGCUAAUGACCCUUCAUCCUCCUGUUUCAGUCCGUCUUGAUUUUAUGGAUUAGGGUUAGAACACAUGCCCUUAGAUUUUCAGACAGUCUUAGCACUUUGGACGUAUUUGGAGAAACAGUGUAAUCAUUGCUUAAUGUUCACAGGCACACCCCAACGUUUGCUGUUUCAAGGUGCAUUCACUUCUAUUCUCGUUCUUGACGAGAGGAAAACAAACCUGCAUUCUCAUUGGCCAAGAACCUUAAAUGAAAAAUAAUUUUAAAUCUACAAUUUCCUGUGGAGAAUGACUUCAUCUCCAUCUAAUAUUGUUGAAACAUGUGAACAAUUUGAACAAUGUAAAGAUGGUCAUAUGGUUUGUGUCCACAUUGCAGCUAUUCUAAAAUUUUGGUGAGCAAGCAAAGUAAUCAGUCUCAUUAACUGACCAUGUUUUUGAAGUCUCCUUGUUGAAGCUAAACAGCAUAUAUUUAGCAAUGUUCACGAAUUCAGGAGGGGUAUGCAGCAAUACGAAAGUCACCGGGAAAGUCACCAUGAUCUAAAAAAAAGAAGAACAGUCCUGUUUGCUGCAUCCAAAGGUGUUUCAAUAGAAUGUAUAUCAACGCUGAUGGCAGGAUAAUGCUUGCUAAUCAGAAAGCUGUACCAGCAAUACCUGCAGCAGGCUAGCUGUGCUCUUUCAGAGCCAUUAGGGUGGCAACCUUCCAGAAUAUUUGGCAUAAUAGACGCCUCUUCCACCAUUCACAGUGCUUGUGGUGUUAAGGGACUGCAUAAUGGACUGUAUGUUACUCAAGAAGAGCCUUGCCAUGUUGCACUGUGACCAAUCCUUGCCUACAAGCUGUGCUUGCUUACUCACAGUCACAGCCUAAGCUAUGGAUGUAACAUCCACUCUAGGCAGACUCAUCUGGGACACUUUAUCCUGUGCACCACUUCUUAUUAGCAUGUAGCUCUCACAACCACAUGCAAAGUAUGCCUGCAGAACUAUUCACUGGGAGAAAUGGUGUUCGUGUCGUCCUUAGGCAAGACUACCACCGCUGGCUCCCUUUUUCAAGCUCAUAUGGUGAUGUUUUGUUUGACUGCAAACAUGUUUUAUGAAAGAACUGCAAAAAUAAAGGAAAGAUCUAGU
Rhipicephalus sanguineus (brown dog tick) is the source of this 5035-nucleotide messenger RNA. RefSeq names its product dual specificity mitogen-activated protein kinase kinase 4. The record is from RefSeq and is a predicted model, not a curated record. Gene Ontology annotation, molecular function: JUN kinase kinase activity; ATP binding. Gene Ontology annotation, biological process: MAPK cascade; protein phosphorylation. The transcript has 12 exons. NCBI's taxonomy places the organism in Eukaryota, Metazoa, Arthropoda, Arachnida, Ixodida, Ixodidae. The coding region runs from base 228 to 1367 and encodes 379 amino acids.